Lepisosteus oculatus (spotted gar) is the source of this 2705-nucleotide messenger RNA. RefSeq names its product macrophage-expressed gene 1 protein-like. The record is from RefSeq and is a predicted model, not a curated record. Lineage: Eukaryota; Metazoa; Chordata; Actinopteri; Semionotiformes; Lepisosteidae.
GGUAUAUAUUGAGAUAUACACCAGAUACUCUUCAGAGAGCAUUUGUAGCUGGGUGUUCAAACCUAAGAAAAUGAUUCACAGGACUGAGAUGAUUGUGGUCUGGAUUGUACUGCUCCGCACCCUCACUGGCGAGACUAAGACUUUUACAUUCCAGGACUGCAACUCAAACCUUUCUGUGCUGGAAGUUCUGCCCGGAGGAGGAUGGGACAACAUACGAAACAAGGACAUGGGAAUAGUCAUGAAUAUGAACUACUCUCGCUGCAGGACCACAGAAGACAGGCAGUACCUGAUCCCAGAUGAGGUCUAUGUGAUCCCACAAAAGCAAACUAACAUCGACAUCCAUUCUGAGUUGAUAGAAGACUGGCAAUCGUACAAGGAUGCUUUUUCCAAUGAUGUCAAUGCUGAAGCGUCUUACCUUAAAGUCCUGAAUGGCAAGUUUUCCGAGAAAUUAGAGGAAACAAAGAUCCACAAUGUUUAUGAUAAGACUUCAACAACUCGGGUUCAAGUGAGAAAUGUAAUUUAUUCUGUAAAAGCCCGACCAGAUUUCUCAUUUGACAUCACCUUUAAGAAACAGCUCCUUGAAAUUGCUCAGUGCCUGGCAAGCAACCAGACACAGAGGGCUCUCUACUUGGCUGAAAUGCUGGUAUUGCGUUACGGCACCCAUGUGCUCACCAGUUUAGAUGCCGGAGCAAGUCUAGUGCAAGAAGAUCAGGUCAGUGAGAGUUUUCUACUGGACAAUGCCGAACAGAAAUCAUCUGUCACAGCCUCUGCAGCAGUGUCUUUCUUCAGUACAGUCAAUAUUGGAAUUAAAGGGAGUUCUCAAACUGAAGACGAAAUGACCAAGAAAUAUCGGGAAAAUACAACUGACUCAAAAAUUGAGAGUCACGGCGGUGUUCCCUUUUACCCUGGAAUUACUUUGGCAAAAUGGCAAGAAGGUAUUUCAAACAACCUAGUGGCUGUCAGCAAAUUUGGGCUGCCCCUGCCUUUCUUCAUCACCCCUGAGCGCUUGCCGGAGGUGCCUGAGACAAUGGUGAAGGAGAUAGCAAAUACACUGGACAAGGCAAUAAACCUUUAUUAUGCUGUAAACACCCACCCAGGGUGUCUUGAUUCGAAAUCGCCAAACUUCAACUUUCAGGCUAAUGUAGAUGAUGGCUCGUGUCAUUCAGCUAACACAAACUUUACCUUUGGAGGAGUUUACCAAACCUGCUCAUUCUAUUUACCUCCUUAUGGGAAGAUAGAUUUUGCCAACAGCCUUUGCCAGUCUUAUUUUACCAAAAACCCUCUAACAGGGGACUUCUCUUGCCCACCACGUUACACUCCUGUCCUGUUAAACAGUGUGAAUUAUCAUAUCCCCGAGCGGCAUACUGAUUGCACUAAAGAUUGUGCAUUCUUCAUUUUUGGCUGUGAUACAAAUUGCGAAACAACAGUAUACUAUUAUAAGAUUUAUGUUUCCUCAUAUUGGUGUGCAGCGUUAGAGUCGGUGCCUCAAGACUCUGGUCUCCUGUUUGGUGGGCUCUACAGUAAAGGGGCUGUCAAUCCUGUAACUCAGACUCACGCUUGUCCUCCUUAUUUCUAUCCUUUAAGACUGUUUGAGGACCUGGGCGUGUGUGUCAGCAGUGACUAUGAGAUGGGCGGUAUAAAUGCAGUGCCUUUCGGGGGCUUCUUCAGCUGUAAAACAGGUAACCCCUUAGCAGGCCAUCUGAAUACGCAGGCUCCUGGCAUACAGCAGUAUUUCUUCUACAGGGACAGUCCUACCAGCUACGCAAUGAAGUGCCCUCUUGGCAUGAGCCAGCACCAGGCUUUUCUGAGCGACGGCUGCCAGGUGAUGUACUGCAUUCAGGCUGGUGAACUGUUUGCCGGUAGGCUGCCACCCAUUCAGCUGCCACCUUUUCGCCACGCUCCCCUCUUCAACUUCACCAGCCCCGAGGUCCGUACACUUCACUCAGAAGGCAACAGGACCUGGGUGAAGGAGCCGGGGAGUCUGGUUUGGACCCUGGUCAGCUCCAAAAACGCGAGGGGACUCACCAAGGGUCGUUCAAGAGCACCAUCACAGGAAGGGCCCACCAUUGCCAUCUCUGUGACAGUCACGGUGAUCCUUGUUGCGCUCAUUGCUGGGGUGGGUUACAGUGUUAAAUGGUGGAGAAGCAGAGGCUUCAGGAGGGCUGAAGAGGGGACACUAGUGGGUUCACACCCCACCUAUGGAUCCACUGCAGUGUUCGAAGAGCUCGAAGAUUCAGACACCCGAGAGCAGCCCUUCUGACUGUCCUGCGUAUGAUUCCUGAGAGCAGUCUUGAAGGUGAAGCAGAAUGUGUUUCCCCUCACACCUUCGUUUGUUUUAUUGAAUUAUUUUCUUCGUCAUAAAAUAGACCAGAUAGUUCUGUAGCAUGGUAGUGAAGACCAAUCUUGUUCUUUUGAAAUUGAAUGCAUGUUAAAACACAUUAUUAAGCAUUUUGAAAUCUGUAGCUUUCAUUUUAGCAGAUAUUUUGAAAACAUGUUCUAUUUCACUGUAAGUUUUCAUUGUAUUAAUGUGAAUCUUUUUUGUGUUUUUAAAAAUGAUUUUCAAUACCAACUGUGAUCACUAUAUACAAAACAUGAUUUUAUUGUCUUACACGAUUUAGCUUUCCACUUCUUAACACAUUUGAAACUAAUCAUUUUCUAUUCUGAAUCAUAGAAAAUAAAGGUACAGAGAAAUUUUUAAAGCAGCA